Molecule: messenger RNA, 507 nt
Organism: Acanthosepion pharaonis
Lineage: Eukaryota; Metazoa; Mollusca; Cephalopoda; Sepiida; Sepiidae
Source: the annotation of a GenBank genome assembly
AUGCUCAAUUGUUUACAUUUUCGUGGCUCGUCAGCAAUCAUGAAACUCGCUGAGAUCUUUCGUCGUUGUGAAAAUUUUAAUGCUGCAAAGGACUUUCUACGAGAAAGGUGCAUUCUUCGGCGGGACAUUCCUCGAUGUAAUGUUUGUAAUCGGCCAAUGACUGAAGUAAAAUGCGGACGUGGUGAGGAGCUCAUGUGGCGAUGCCCGUCACAUAAAACCAACAAACUGUCCCUCCGUGAUGGAAGUUUUCUGAACCAUCAAGGAAUGUCGUUGCAAGAUUUCGUUAUGGUUGUUUAUGUAUGGGCACUGCAAAUUUCAAUGACAACAGCUACAGAGAUGCUUGGUUUGUCACCACCCACGAUGGAGAGAACAGAAAAGAUCUUGAGACCUUAUAGCAGCAUCCAACGUGGACAAUCCAUUCUCUGCGGCUAUAUUUUUGAUAAAUUUUUCCAAAAAAAGAAUCGACAAUUCUUCAUUUGGGUCGGCUACAAGAAACAACCACCAUAG